GCCGCUCCAGCCGUCGUCGUUGGCGGAGGCUGCGAGGGCGCGCGCCCGCCCGCCCGGUCCGCGGGGACGAGGAGGCGGCGGCGGCGGCGGCGAGGAUGAUGAUGUGCGCGGCGACUGCCUCCCCCGCCGCCGCCUCCUCCGGGCCCGGCGGGGACGGAUUCUUCGCAGCCGCCACCAUCUCUUCCUCCCCGGCGCCGGGGGCGCUGUUCAUGCCGGUUCCCGACGGCUCGGUGGCCGCCGCGGGGCUGGGGCUGGGGCUGCCCGCCACGGACUCCCGGGGCCACUAUCAGCUGCUGCUGUCAGGCCGGGCCUUGGCCGACCGCUACCGGAGGAUUUACACCACUGCGCUCAGUGACAGGGAGCAGGCCGGCAGCGGCUCUGCACACCCGGCCUCCAGGAAUAAGAAACUUUUAAAUAAGAAGAAAUUGAAACGAAAACAGAAGAGCAAGUCAAAAGUAAAGACAAGAAACAAGUCUGAAAACUUGGAGAAUACAGUAAUUAUACCAGAUAUCAAACUACAUAGCAAUCCCUCUGCCUUCAAUAUUUACUGUAAUGUACGGCAUUGCGUUUUGGAAUGGCAGAAAAAGGAAACAUCAUUGGCAGCUGCAUCUAAGAACUCUGUACAGAGUGGAGAAUCAGACAGUGAUGAGGAAGAGGAGUCCAAGGAGCCCCCUAUCAAGCUGCCAAAGAUCAUUGAGGUUGGGCUUUGUGAAGUCUUUGAAUUGAUCAAGGAGACUCGAUUUUCUCAUCCAUCCCUGUGUCUAAGGAGCCUCCAAGCCUUGCUGAAUGUGCUUCAAGGCCAGCAGCCAGAAGGACUCCAAUCAGAGCCACCAGAGGUCCUAGAGUCUCUCUUCCAGCUCCUUUUGGAAAUUACUGUUCGGAGCACUGGGAUGAAUGACAGCACAGGACAGUCCCUCACAGCACUUUCCUGUGCUUGCCUCUUUAGUCUGGUGGCUUCUUGGGGAGAAACGGGAAGGACACUCCAGGCCAUCUCUGCUAUACUAACCAACAAUGGCAGUCAUGCUUGCCAAACUAUUCAGGUGCCAAUGAUACUCAAUUCACUACAGAGAAGUGUGCAGGCAGUGUUGGUUGGAAAGACUCAGAUCCAGGACUGGUUUAGCAAUGGCAUUAAGAAAGCAGCUCUAAUGCACAGAUGGCCAUUGAAAGAAGUAUCUGUUGAUGAAGAUGACCACUGUUUGCUUCAGAAUGAUGGAUUUUUUCUUUAUUUGUUAUGCAAGGAUGGAUUAUACAAAAUAGGCUCUGGAUACAGUGGAACAGUUAGGGGCCAUAUAUAUAAUUCUACAUCCCGUAUCAGAAACAGAAAAGAAAAAAAGUCCUGGUUAGGGUAUGCCCAGGGUUAUUUAUUAUAUCGAGAUGUAAAUAACCACAGUAUGACAGCCAUAAGAAUAAGCCCUGAAACACUGGAACAAGAUGGUACUGUAAUGUUACCAGAUUGUCACACUGAAGGUCAAAAUAUUUUAUUUACUGAUGGAGAGUAUAUUAAUCAGAUAGCUGCUUCAAGAGAUGAUGGCUUUGUUGUCAGAAUAUUUGCCACAAGCACUGAGCCUGUACUGCAACAAGAAUUACAGCUUAAAUUGGCCAGGAAAUGCUUACAUGCCUGUGGAAUAUCACUGUUUGAUUUGGAAAAGGAUUUGCAUAUAAUAAGUACAGGAUUUGAUGAGGAGUCAGCGCUUCUUGGUGCUGGACGAGAAUUUGCACUAAUGAAAACAGCAAAUGGAAAGGUAUAUUACACUGGCAAGUACCAGAGUCUUGGAAUCAAACAAGGUGGUCCUUCAGCAGGAAAAUGGGUUGAGUUACCAAUUACCAAAUCUCCCAAGAUCGUACACUUCUCCGUUGGACACGAUGGCUCACACGCCCUUCUAGUUGCGGAGGACGGAAGUGUGUUCUUUACAGGAUCUGCAAGCAAAGGAGAAGACGGAGAAUCCACUAAGAGCAGACGACAGUCAAAACCCUAUAAACCUAAAAAGAUUAUUAAAAUGGAAGGAAAGACUGUGGUAUACACAGCCUGCAAUAAUGGAAGUAGUUCUGUCAUUUCUAAAGAUGGAGAACUAUACAUGUUUGGGAAAGAUGCUAUUUAUUCUGAUAGUUCAAGUUUGGUGUCUGAUUUGAAAGGCCAUUUUGUAACUCAGGUAGCAAUGGGCAAAGCUCACACUUGUGUUUUAAUGAAAAAUGGAGAGGUUUGGACAUUUGGUGUAAAUAAUAAAGGACAGUGUGGACGAGACACUGGUGCUAUGAACCAAGGAGGGAAAGGGUUUGGAGUGGAGAACAUGGCGACAGCCAUGGAUGAAGACCUGGAAGAGGAGCUAGAUGAGAAAGACGAGAAGUCCAUGAUGUGCCCUCCAGGCAUGCACAAGUGGAAGCUGGAGCAGUGCAUGGUGUGCACAGUGUGUGGGGACUGCACAGGCUAUGGCGCCAGCUGUGUCAGCAGUGGGCGUCCCGACAGAGUGCCCGGAGGGAUCUGUGGCUGUGGUUCGGGAGAAUCUGGCUGCGCUGUGUGUGGAUGCUGCAAGGCUUGUGCAAGAGAACUGGAUGGCCAAGAGGCAAGACAAAGAGGGAUUCUUGAUGCAGUGAAAGAAAUGAUACCUCUAGACCUCCUUUUAGCUGUCCCUGUACCUGGGGUCAAUAUUGAAGAACAUCUUCAGUUACGGCAAGAAGAAAAACGACAACGUGUCAUUAGAAGACACAGACUAGAAGAUGGAAGAGGCCCCCUUGUAUUUGCUGGUCCUAUUUUUAUGAACCACCGAGAACAGGCUCUAGCCAGACUCAGAUCCCAUCCAGCUCAGCUAAAGCAUAAACGGGACAAGCACAAAGAUGGAAGUGGAGAUAGAGGGGAAAAGGAUGCAAGCAAAAUCACAACCUAUCCUCCAGGCUCCGUGAGGUUUGACUGUGAGCUCCGAGCAGUACAAGUCAGCUGUGGAUUUCACCAUUCAGUGGUUUUGAUGGAGAAUGGAGAUGUCUAUACAUUUGGAUAUGGACAGCAUGGCCAACUGGGACACGGGGAUGUCAACUCCAGGGGAUGCCCCACUCUUGUUCAAGCCUUGCCAGGCCCUAGCACACAAGUCACUGCCGGCAGCAACCACACGGCUGUCCUUUUAAUGGAUGGACAGGUCUUCACAUUUGGAAGUUUUUCUAAAGGACAGCUGGGACGACCCAUUUUGGAUGUACCAUAUUGGAAUGCCAAGCCAGCCUCCAUGCCUAACAUUGGAUCAAAAUAUGGACGGAAAGCCACUUGGAUAGGUGCAAGUGGGGACCAGACUUUCUUACGAAUUGAUGAAGCACUUAUAAAUUCUCAUGUACUUGCAACAUCAGAAAUUUUUGCUAGCAAACACAUAAUAGGCUUGGUACCUGCUUCUAUAUCAGAACCUCCACCAUUUAAAUGCCUUCUUAUCAAUAAAGUGGAUGGAAGUUGUAAGACUUUUAAUGACUCUGAACAAGAAGAUCUGCAAGGAUUUGGUGUGUGUCUUGAUCCUGUGUAUGACGUGCUUUGGAGGUUCCGACCAAGUACCCGAGAGCUCUGGUGUUACAAUGCAGUGGUUGCUGAUGCCAGACUUCCUUCUGCAACAGACAUGCAGUCCAGAUGUAGUAUUCUAAGUCCAGAACUUGCUCUACCAACAGGAUCGAGGGCUCUUACCACCCGAUCUCAUGCAGCCUUGCACAUUCUGGGUUGUCUUGAUACUUUGGCUGCUAUGCAGGACUUGAAGAUGGGCAUUGCAAGUACAGAGGAAGAAACUCAAGCAGUAAUGAAAGUGUAUUCCAAGGAAGAUUACAGUGUAGUAAACAGGUUUGAAAGUCACGGAGGGGGCUGGGGUUACUCUGCCCAUUCAGUUGAAGCCAUACGUUUUAGUGCUGACACUGACAUUUUACUUGGUGGCCUUGGUCUUUUUGGAGGUAGAGGAGAAUAUACUGCUAAAAUAAAGUUAUUUGAGUUGGGUCCUGAUGGAGGAGAUCAUGAAACUGAUGGAGACCUUCUUGCAGAGACUGACGUGUUGGCUUAUGACUGCGCUGCUAGAGAAAAAUAUGCAAUGAUGUUUGAUGAGCCGGUUCUCCUGCAAGCUGGGUGGUGGUAUGUAGCAUGGGCUCGAGUGUCAGGUCCCAGCAGUGACUGUGGGUCUCAUGGACAAGCUUCUAUUACUACAGAUGAUGGGGUCAUUUUCCAGUUCAAGAGUUCAAAGAAAUCAAAUAAUGGUACUGAUGUAAAUGCUGGUCAGAUACCUCAACUGUUAUACAGACUCCCAACCAGUGACGGCAGCGCUUCCAAAGGCAAGCAGCAGACUAGUGAGCCUGUCCACAUACUAAAGAGAUCGUUUGCACGAACUGUCUCAGUGGAAUGUUUUGAGUCAUUGCUAAGUAUUCUUCACUGGAGCUGGACCACCUUAGUCUUAGGAGUUGAAGAACUUAGAGGAUUGAAAGGGUUCCAGUUCACAGCCACACUUCUGGAUUUAGAGAGACUGCGCUUUGUGGGGACCUGUUGUCUGCGGUUACUGAGAGUCUAUACCUGUGAGAUAUACCCAGUGUCAGCUACAGGAAAAGCAGUUGUAGAAGAAACUACCAAGUUAGCAGAGUGUAUUGGAAAGACAAGAACUUUGUUAAGAAAAAUUUUGUCGGAAGGAGUUGACCAUUGCAUGGUGAAGCUGGAUAACGACCCUCAGGGCUACCUGAGCCAGCCCCUGAGCCUCCUGGAGGCGGUCCUUCAGGAGUGCCACAACACCUUCACCGCCUGCUUUCUGUCCUUCUACCCGACACCUGCGCUCCAGUGGGCUUGCCUUUGUGACCUGCUCAACUGUUUGGAUCAGGACAUCCAAGAAGCAAACUUUAAGACGUCCAGCAGCCGGCUCCUUGCAGCUGUCAUGUCAGCUCUGUGCCACACUUCUGUUAAGCUGACAUCUAUCUUCCCUAUCGCGUAUGAUGGAGAAGUGUUGCUGCGGUCAAUUGUCAAGCAAGUCAGCACAGAGAAUGACUCCACACUAGCUCAUCGUUUCCCGCUUUUGGUGGGACACAUGGAAAAGCUCAGCCAGAGUGAAGAGAACAUCUCGGGGAUGACAAGCUUCCGGGAAGUUCUGGAGAAGAUGCUGGUCAUUGUUGUGCUUCCGGUUAGAAACAGCCUUCGGAGAGAAAAUGAGCUCUUCUCUUCACACUUGGUCUCUAACACCUGUGGAUUACUGGCCAGCAUUGUCAGUGAACUGACGGCGUCAGCCCUGGGGUCUGAGGUUGAUGGACUUAAUUCUCUUCACUCUGUAAAAGCCAGUGCUAACCGAUUCACAAAAACAAGUCAGGGAAGGAGUUGGAACACUGGAAAUGGAUCCCCCGAUGCAAUCUGUUUUGCAGUAGACAAACCUGGAAUUGUUGUGGUUGGUUUCUCUGUCUAUGGAGGAGGUGGUAUACACGAGUACGAAUUAGAGGUUUUGGUUGAUGACAGUGAACAUGCAGGAGAUUCAACUCAUUCUCACAGAUGGACAUCUCUAGAAUUAGUUAAAGGAACUUAUACAACUGACGAUUCACCCAGUGACAUAGCAGAAAUCAGACUUGACAAAGUUGUUCCUUUAAAGGAAAAUGUUAAGUAUGCUGUGCGCUUGAGGAACUAUGGAAGUCGUACAGCCAAUGGAGAUGGAGGAAUGACCACUGUUCAGUGCCCGGAUGGAGUGACUUUUACCUUCAGCACAUGCAGCUUGAGCAGUAAUGGCACAAACCAAACCAGAGGACAAAUCCCACAGAUUCUGUACUAUAGGAGUGAAUUUGAUGGAGAUUUACAAUCCCAACUUCUUAGUAAAGCCAAUGAAGAAGACAAAAACUGUAGCAGAGCUCUCUCUGUGGUAAGCACUGUUGUUCGAGCUGCUAAGGAUCUGUUGCACAGAGCUCUUGCUGUGGAUGCUGAUGACAUUCCAGAACUGCUUAGCUCUUCCAGUCUGUUUUCCAUGCUGCUUCCCCUUAUUAUAGCCUACAUAGGACCAGUAGCUGCUGCUAUUCCCAAGGUUGCUGUGGAAGUUUUUGGCCUUGUCCAGCAAUUGCUUCCCUCAGUUGCCAUUUUGAAUCAGAAGUAUGCACCCCCUGCGUUCAAUCCCAAUCAGUCAACUGAUAGCACCACAGGAAACCAACCGGAGCAAGGCCUGUCGGCUUGUACCACUUCUAAUCACUAUGCUGUCAUCGAGAGUGAGCACCCGUACAAGCCUGCCUGUGUGAUGCACUACAAGGUGACAUUCCCAGAAUGUGUUAGAUGGAUGACAAUCGAAUUUGACCCUCAGUGUGGCACUGCACAGUCAGAAGAUGUCCUCCGUCUGCUUAUCCCUGUCAGAACUAUUCAGAACUCAGGAUAUGGACCAAAACUGACAACUGUUCAUGAAAACCUUAAUUCAUGGAUAGAAUUAAAGAAAUAUUCAGGAUCCUCUGGAUGGCCUACUAUGGUUUUAGUGUUGCCAGGAAAUGAAGCCCUUUUUUCACUGGAAACUGCUUCAGAUUAUGUGAAAGAUGAUAAAGCCUCCUUCUAUGGUUUCAAGUGUUUUGCAAUUGGAUAUGAAUUUAGCCCUGGACCUGAUGAGGGAGUUAUUCAGCUGGAAAAAGAAUUAGCCAAUCUCGGUGGGGUCUGUGCAGCAGCUCUGAUGAAGAAGGAUCUGGCACUUCCUAUUGGUAAUGAGUUGGAGGAAGAUCUUGAAAUUCUUGAAGAGGCUGCAUUGCAGGUGUGCAAAACUCAUUCUGGUAUUCUUGGAAAGGGUUUGGCUCUUUCUCAUUCACCAACCAUCUUAGAGGCACUUGAAGGAAACUUACCACUUCAAAUCCAAAGCAACGAGCAGUCCUUUCUGGAUGACUUCAUCGCCUGUGUCCCAGGAUCAAGUGGUGGAAGGCUUGCAAGAUGGCUUCAGCCAGAUUCCUAUGCUGAUCCUCAAAAAACAUCAUUGAUCCUGAAUAAGGAUGAUAUUCGUUGUGGCUGGCCCACCACCAUAACUGUUCAAACAAAAGACCAGUAUGGAGAUGUGGUUCAUGUUCCCAACAUGAAGGUGGAAGUGAAAGCUGUACCUGUUUCUCAGAAAAAAACAUCUUUACAGCAAGAGCAAGUAAAGAAAUCUCAAAGGAUUCCUGGGAGUCCUUCAGUAGCAGCAACAUCUUCUAACACCGACAUGACUUUUGGUGGGUUGGCAUCACCAAAGCUGGAUGUUUCGUAUGAGCCAAUGAUAGUAAAGGAGGCACGGUACAUUGCUAUAACAAUGAUGAAGGUAUAUGAAAACUACUCAUUUGAAGAACUGCGUUUUGCAUCACCAACUCCUAAAAGGCCCAGUGAAAACAUGCUGAUUCGGGUUAAUAACGAUGGGACGUACUGUGCAAACUGGACUCCAGGGGCUAUUGGGCUCUACACCAUUCAUGUUACCAUCGAUGGCAUUGAAAUAGAUGCUGGCCUUGAAGUAAAAGUAAAAGAUCCACCAAAAGGGAUGAUCCCACCAGGAACACAGCUGGUCAAGCCAAAGGCUGACCCUCAGCCAAAUAAGAUUCGAAAAUUUGUGGCCAAGGACAGUGCUGGUCUCCGCAUCCGAAGCCAUCCUUCCCUUCAGAGUGAGCAGAUUGGCAUAGUAAAAGUCAAUGGAACGAUCACUUUUAUUGAUGAGAUCCACAAUGAUGAUGGCGUGUGGUUGAGGCUGAAUGAUGAGACAAUAAAGAAGUAUGUUCCUAACAUGAAUGGUUACACGGAAGCCUGGUGCCUCUCUUUUAAUCAGCAUCUUGGCAAGAGCCUUCUGGUCCCUGUUGACAAUAUCUUUAAUGCUAGCCAAGGAGUCAGGGAUUUGGACGUAUUUUCAUGGACUUCCAAAGCUUUUUUCCCCCAGGAACCUAAAACUAAUACUGAUGACUUUUUCAAAGACGCAAACUGCUGCCCACAGGAAGCAGCAAUGCAAGAACAAGAUAAGCCGUUCUUGAGAGGCGGGCCAGGCAUGUACAAGGUAGUGAAGACAGGACCUUCAGGUCACAACAUCAGAAGCUGCCCAAACCUUAGAGGUAUCCCAAUUGGAAUGUUAGUUCUGGGAAACAAAGUCAAAGCAGUGGGAGAGGUAACCAAUUCUGAAGGGACAUGGGUGCAGCUGGAUAAGAACAGCAUGGUAGAGUUCUGUGAGAGUGAUGAAGGAGAGGCAUGGUCCUUAGCUAGAGACAGAGGCGGAAACCAGUACCUUCGGCAUGAAGAUGAACAAGUUCUUCUGGAUCAGAACUCUCAAACUCCUCCUCCAAGCCCUUUCUCAGUACAAGCUUUUAAUAAAGGGGCAACCUGCGGUGCCCAAGGAUUUGAUUAUGGCCUCGGCAAUAAUAAAGGUGAUCAACUGAGUGCCAUACUGAAUUCCAUUCAGUCACGGCCCAAUCUCCCAGCUCCUUCCAUCUUUGAUGAAGCUGCAAAACCUCCCUCUUCCCUAGUCCACAGCCCAUUUGUGUUCGGACAGCCCCUUUCCUUCCAGCAGCCUCAGCUUCAGAGUGAUAGAGGAACCGUCUCAACAUCUUCAAGACCAGUCUCUACAUCAGGCAAAUCAGAGCUGUCCUCUAAACACAGCAGAUCGAUUAAACCUGAUGGGCGCAUGAGCCGGACCGCUGCUGACCAGAAGAAGCCAAGGGGCACAGAAGGUUUAUCUGCUAGUGAAUCCCUCAUGCUAAAAUCUGAUGCUGCAAAGUUGAGGUCAGAUUCCCACAGUAGGUCACUGUCCCCUAACCACAACACCUUGCAGACAUUGAAGUCUGAUGGGAGGGUGUCGUCCAGCUUCAGAUCUGAAUCCCCAGGACCAGGGUCUAGGUCAUCAUCUCCUAAGCCAAAGACUCUCCCAAGUAAUAGGUCUAGCCCAUCUGGUGCUGGUUCUCCACGCUCCUCUUCACCGCAGGAUAAAAAUCUACCUCAGAAAAGCACAGCUCCUGCUAAGACAAAACUUGAUCCUCCUCGGGAACGUUCCAAGUCAGACUCAUACACACUUGAUCCAGAUACCCUCCGGAAGAAGAAAAUGCCCCUCACAGAACCAUUAAGGGGGCGAUCCACAUCACCAAAACCAAAACAAGUACCAAAGGAUCCUAAAGACUCCCCUGGAUCUGAAAAUAGAGCCCCGUCUCCCCAUGUGGUACAGGAAAACCUCCACAGUGAGGUAGUGGAAGUGUGUACUUCAAGUACUUUAAAAACAAAUAGUGUCACAGACAGCACUUGUGACGAAAACAGUGACUUUAAGAGUGUGGAUGAAGGUUCAAAUAAAGUGCACUUCAGCAUAGGAAAAGCACCCCUGAAAGAGGAGCAGGAAAUGAGAGCGUCACCCAAAAUAAGUCGGAAAUGUGCUAAUAGACACACCAGGCCCAAAAAAGAAAAAUCUAACUUCCUUUUCAAAGGAGAUGGAGCCAAACCUCUAGAGCCAGCCAAGCAAGCCAUGUCUCCAUCUGUGGCUGAGUGUGCCAGGGCCGUCUUCGCCUCUUUUCUGUGGCAUGAAGGCAUAGUACACGAUGCAAUGGCUUGUUCUUCCUUCCUGAAAUUUAAUCCUGAACUUUCCAAAGAACAUGCUCCUAUAAGAAGCAGUUUGAACAGCCAACCACCCACAGAGGAAAAGGAAAUAAAGUUAAAAAAUAGACAUUCAUUGGAAAUAUCAUCUGCUCUCAAUAUGUUUAACAUUGCGCCUCAUGGACCAGAUAUAUCUAAGAUGGGGAGUAUCAACAAAAAUAAAGUCUUAUCUAUGCUUAAGGAGCCACCUCUCCAUGAAAAAUGUGAGGAUGGAAAGUCCGAAGCCGCUUUUGAAAUGUCUGUGCAUCAUACGAUGAAGUCUAAGUCUCCGCUUCCCUUAACCUUACAACACUUAGUGGCUUUCUGGGAAGAUAUCUCUUUGGCUACAAUCAAGGCUGCUUCCCAGAAUAUGAUUUUUCCAAGUCCAGGUUCCUGUGCAGUCCUUAAAAAGAAAGAGUGUGAGAAAGAGAAUAAGAAAACAAAAAAGGAAAAAAAGAAAAAAGAAAAGACAGAAAUUCGGCCAAGGGGCAAUUUGUUUGGAGAAAUGGCCCAGCUGGCAGUAGGCGGACCAGAAAAAGACACUAUCUGUGAGCUGUGUGGAGAGUCACACCCAUACCCAGUGACCUACCACAUGAGACAGGCUCACCCAGGUUGUGGCCGGUACGCUGGUGGACAAGGGUACAAUAGCAUUGGGCAUUUUUGUGGCGGCUGGGCUGGUAACUGUGGAGAUGGGGGCAUGGGAGGAAGCACUUGGUACCUCGUAUGUGAUCGCUGUAGAGAGAAAUACCUCCGUGAAAAGCAGGCUGCUGCAAGGGAGAAGGUCAAACAGUCUAGAAGAAAGCCAAUGCAAGUAAAGACGCCCCGUGCCUUGCCCACCAUGGAAGCACACCAGGUGAUCAAAGCCAAUGCCCUCUUCCUGCUGUCCCUGAGCAGCGCUGCAGAACCAAGCAUCCUGUGCUACCAUACUGCAAGGCCUUUCCAGUCUCAGCUGCCCGUUGUGAAAGAAGGUGUUUCUGAGGACCCCCCUGUGAAAAUGCCUUGUCUCUACUUGCAGACCUUAGCUAGGCACCAUCAUGAAAAUUUUGUGGGCUAUCAAGAUGACAACCUGUUCCAGGAUGAAAUGAGAUAUCUGCGUUCGACAUCUGUCCCUGCCCCCUACAUAUCAGUAACUCCUGAUGCAAGUCCCAAUGUAUUUGAAGAACCAGAGAGCAAUAUGAAGUCUAUGCCACCAAGUUUGGAGACCAGUCCCAUAACGGACACCGACUUGGCUAAGAGGACUGUCUUCCAGAGGUCAUAUUCCGUCGUCGCUUCUGAAUAUGACAAGCAGCAUUCCAUUUUACCUGCACGAGUUAAAGCCAUCCCUAGAAGAAGAGUUAACAGUGGAGACACUGUUGGGUCUUCCCUCUUGAGACAUCCAUCACCUGAGCUUUCCCGGCUAAUCUCAGCCCACAGCUCUCUCUCCAAAGGAGAGCGAAAUUUCCAGUGGCCAGUUUUAGCAUUUGUUAUACAGCAUCAUGAUCUAGAAGGCCUUGAAAUAGCAAUGAAGCAGGCCUUGAGGAAGUCUGCUUGCCGAGUGUUUGCUAUGGAGGCGUUCAACUGGCUCCUCUGUAACGUCAUCCAGACAACGUCUCUGCAUGAUAUUCUCUGGCACUUUGUGGCAGCGCUGACUCCUUCUCCAGUAGAAGCAGAAGAUGAUGAGGAUGAAGAAAAUAAAACAAACAAAGAAAAUGCAGAGCAAGAGAAAGAUACAAGAGUGUGUGAACAUCCACUCUCUGACAUAGUGAUUGCAGGAGAAGCUGCUCACCCUUUACCACAUACAUUCCACUGUUUACUUCAAACCAUCUCUGACCUUAUGAUGUCCCUCCCCAGCGGCAGUUCACUGCAGCAGAUGGCCUUGAGAUGCUGGAGCCUCAAGUUCAAGCAGUCUGAUCAUCAGUUCCUCCAUCAGAGCAAUGUCUUCCAUCACAUUAAUAAUAUCCUGUCAAAGUCAGACGAUGGAGACAGUGAGGAGAGUUUCAGUAUCAGCAUACAGUCUGGCUUUGAAGCCAUGAGUCAGGAGUUAUGCAUAGUCAUGUGCUUAAAGGACUUGACCAGCAUUGUUGACAUAAAAACAUCAAGCCGACCUGCCAUGAUUGGCAGCUUGACAGAUGGCUCCACAGAAACCUUUUGGGAAUCAGGAGAUGAAGAUAAAAACAAAACUAAAAACAUCACUAUCAACUGUGUAAAAGGAAUUAAUGCCCGUUAUGUAUCGGUUCAUGUGGACAAUUCCCGGGAUCUUGGGAAUAAAGUUACCUCGAUGACCUUCUUAACUGGUAAAGCAGUAGAAGAUUUGUGCAGAAUAAAACAGGUCGAUUUGGAUUCCAGGCAUAUUGGCUGGGUAACAAGUGAACUCCCAGGAGGAGACAAUCACAUCAUCAAAAUUGAAUUAAAGGGCCCAGAAAAUACACUAAGAGUUCGACAAGUAAAAGUCCUGGGUUGGAAAGAUGGUGAAAGCACAAAAAUCGCAGGCCAGAUUUCAGCCAGUGUAGCUCAGCAAAGGAACUGUGAAGCUGAGACUCUCCGAGUAUUCAGACUCAUUACAUCUCAAGUAUUUGGAAAGCUCAUCUCUGGAGAUGCUGAACCUACACCAGAACAAGAGGAAAAAGCACUCUUGUCAUCACCUGAGGGAGAGGAAAAAGCAACAUCCGAUGCUGACCUGAAAGAACAUAUGGUUGGAAUCAUAUUCAGCAGGAGUAAACUGACUAACUUACAAAAGCAGGUAUGCGCUCACAUUGUACAAGCCAUUCGCAUGGAAGCCACAAGAGUUCGUGAAGAGUGGGAGCAUGCCAUAUCCAGCAAGGAAAAUGCCAACUCUCAGCCUAGUGAUGAGGACGCUUCCUCAGAUGCCUACUGCUUCGAGCUGCUCUCCAUGGUCCUAGCACUGAGCGGCUCCAAUGUUGGAAGGCAGUACCUGGCUCAGCAGCUGACUCUGCUUCAAGACCUCUUUUCGCUGCUGCACACAGCUUCUCCUAGGGUGCAGAGACAGGUGACCUCCCUGCUAAGACGAGUAUUGCCUGAAGUGACCCCCAGUCGUCUGGCCAGCAUCAUAGGAGUGAAAUCUCUUCCCCCGGCAGAUAUUAGUGACAUCAUUCACUCAACUGAGAAAGGAGACUGGAACAAGCUGGGAAUCUUGGACAUGUUUCUGGGCUGCAUUGCCAAAGCACUCACUGUCCAGCUCAAAGCCAAAGGGACCACCAUCACUGGGACAGCUGGUACCACUGUAGGCAAAGGAGUUACAACAGUCACCCUGCCAAUGAUUUUCAACUCCAGUUACCUCCGCCGAGGUGAAAGUCAUUGGUGGAUGAAAGGAUCAACUCCUACGCAGAUCUCAGAGAUCAUCAUUAAGCUCAUUAAGGAUAUGGCUGCAGGUCACCUGUCAGAAGCUUGGUCCCGGGUGACAAAAAAUGCUAUUGCGGAGACCAUCAUUGCUUUGACCAAGAUGGAAGAAGAAUUCAGGUCUCCGGUGAGGUGUAUUGCAACAACUAGACUCUGGCUUGCUCUAGCAUCACUGUGCGUUCUUGACCAGGACCACGUGGACCGCCUGUCAUCAGGAAGGUGGAUGGGAAAAGAUGGGCAGCAGAAACAAAUGCCCAUGUGUGAUAACCAUGACGAUGGUGAAACUGCAGCUAUCAUCUUAUGCAACAUCUGUGGAAAUUUAUGUACUGACUGUGACAGAUUCCUUCAUCUGCACCGGCGAACCAAAACUCAUCAAAGACAGGUCUUCAAAGAAGAAGAAGAAGCUAUAAAGGUUGACCUUCAUGAAGGCUGUGGUAGAACAAAACUGUUUUGGUUGAUGGCAUUAGCAGAUUCUAAAACAAUGAAGGCAAUGGUGGAAUUCCGAGAACACACAGGCAAACCCACCACAAGUAGUUCAGAAGCAUGCCGCUUCUGUGGGUCCAGGAGUGGAACGGAGCUAUCUGCUGUGGGCAGUGUUUGUUCUGAUGCAGACUGCCAGGAAUAUGCUAAAAUAGCCUGUAGUAAGACGCAUCCUUGUGGGCAUCCGUGUGGAGGUGUUAAAAACGAAGAACACUGUUUGCCCUGUCUGCACGGCUGCGAUAAAAAUGCUAGCACCCUGAAGCAGGACGCCGACGACAUGUGCAUGAUCUGCUUCACCGAAGCGCUCUCUGCAGCUCCAGCCAUCCAGCUCGACUGCAGUCAUGUGUUCCACUUACAGUGCUGUCGGCGAGUUUUGGAAAACAGAUGGCUUGGUCCAAGGAUAACGUUUGGAUUCAUAUCAUGCCCCAUUUGCAAGAACAAAAUUAAUCAUGUAGUAUUAAAAGACCUGCUUGAUCCAAUAAAAGAACUCUAUGAAGAUGUCAGAAGAAAAGCCUUAAUGAGAUUGGAAUACGAAGGUCUACAUAAGAGUGAAGCGAUCACAACUCCUGGGGUCAGGUUUUAUAAUGACCCGGCUGGCUAUGCCAUGAAUAGAUAUGCAUAUUACGUUUGCUACAAAUGCAGAAAGGCAUAUUUCGGUGGUGAAGCUCGCUGUGAUGCUGAAGCUGGACAAGGAGAUGACUACGACCCCAGAGAGCUCAUCUGUGGUGCCUGUUCUGACGUGUCCAGGGCUCAGAUGUGUCCCAAACAUGGAACAGACUUUUUAGAAUACAAGUGUCGCUACUGCUGUUCAGUGGCUGUCUUCUUCUGUUUUGGAACAACACAUUUCUGCAAUGCAUGUCAUGAUGAUUUUCAAAGAAUGACUAGCAUCCCUAAAGAAGAACUCCCACACUGUCCUGCAGGUCCCAAAGGCAAACAGCUGGAAGGAACUGAGUGUCCCCUGCAUGUUGUCCAUCCACCCACUGGGGAAGAGUUUGCUCUGGGGUGUGGAGUGUGCAGAAAUGCUCACACUUUUUAGAACAGUCAGAUCCUUUGUCUACAGAGAGCACGUUGCCUUCAUCCACUGGGAGGAUGCAGUGAGGUUUAACUCUGCUCAGGAUAAGAACGGGACCAUUUUACAUCCGUGAAAACGAACCAUUCGCAGUGCAAGAAUGAUGCCAAAUACAAUGUAUAUACUUCUUGCUACGGAACAUUGCCCUAAUAUUUUGGUUUAUCUUCUUUUGAACCAAGAUAUCAAACUUGUGAGGUGUUUGCAUGUGGCCAUUACCGUUAUUGGCCUGUGAAGCAUUGGACAUUUAUAGAUAAUUGAUAUAAAAGGAUCACCAUACUCAUGAACUAAGAAUGAUGCUGGCUUUCAAGCAAAAAAGAAAAAUAAUCACUGUUUAUUGUAUACUGCCUUUUUGUAAUCCUGUACAAUUGCAUCACGGGUGGGGAUAAAAAGAGGAAUAUUCUGGUUUAUUUCCUAGACUGUUAUUUAAAAAAAAAUUGUGUUAGUAAGGCCUAUAAAUGUAAUAAGUAUCACACUGUAUAUAAAGCUAUCAAUGUUUGUCCUGUAUAAGAAUUACUAAAUUACAAAAGCAGUUUCAUUUAAACUUCUAGGUUAAGUUUGAGCCUGAAAUUUUAAUGAAGUGCAAUACUGAGUGUGCCUCAUUAUCUUGCAGCUGUAAACAUAUUGGAAUGUACAUGUCAAUAAAACCACUGUACAUUUUUAUACAGUGAUAAAGUCUAA
Molecule: messenger RNA, 15059 nt
Organism: Mesocricetus auratus (golden hamster)
Lineage: Eukaryota; Metazoa; Chordata; Mammalia; Rodentia; Cricetidae
Gene: Mycbp2
Product: MYC binding protein 2
Cellular component (GO): nucleus
Source: RefSeq, a predicted model, not a curated record